AUGGCUUAUCCACUGGGUGUGGCCCAGCUGGCCCUUGGCACCGGGUCAUUGACUCUACAAGCGGUCGAUGAAUGCAUUAAAUUUUAUAAGCUAUUCACCGAAGCGUCACAUAUGCCCGAGACCCAGAGAUUUCUGCAAGUCCGGCUGCAGAUGGAACAACAGCGAUUCCUCAACUUUGCAGAAGAAGUCGGAUUUUUAUCAGCCGACACGAAUCUCAACCGGUCCUUGUCCACCCACUCCCCAGCGGUUCAGGGGGCCCUCCUGGAAUUGAAGACGCUGUUCGAAAAGUUCCAACAGAUGAAUGGGAGAUAUGUUUACCUGACAUCACACGAUGAGUGUGAUGAAAGCGCCUCGCCGUCAAGUUUGACAGACCUCCUGCACAACACGAAAAUAGGAGUGGAAAAAAUCAAACUGGCAUCAUCCAUCGACCACAGAGCUGCGAAGUUGUCAGCGCUGGACUCCAUUAUCGAGAAUGCGAAAAGGAGAGCCGCGAAACUUCGUAAAGUAGUCAUCGAGCCAAGGCGUCUAGUCUGGGCAGCAUUUGACCAGGACGAAUUUGUCGAUCUUGUGCGGAAGCUUUCUGAGAUCAACACAUACCUGAUUACGUUUCUUGAUGAGGCGCGGGCGCGGAGAAUCGAAAAGGCGACGGAAGCGAGCUAUCUCGAGAUGCUUCAAAUGCGAAACGACGUCACUGGAUUGAAAACAAUCAUUCAAGCAUUGACGCACGUGGCUCAUCAGGAUCAAGUCGUUCGUUGGGCGCCGAUCACAGCAGAAGCGCCCAAACUUUCUGUUACGACAGUUAGUGAACAGGCCAGCAGGAGACGUAUGAUACUCAUGAGGCAAUUGGCAAGCAUCAAACUUCAUCGUUUGGAAAUCAACCAGGAUGGGGAGUCCGAUUCAGAUGCUAUCCAGACCAACCUUGACAGCGAUUUCAACAUCACAGAUUCGUUUGCACCCGAGGAAAUUCCCGACUCGCGACAAAUAACAUGGGUGAACGAAGAGAACAUAUGGCUGGAGUCCGUCGAUUAUUCACCUGCUUUGUUGGAAAGGAACCCCGACGGAGCUCUGAUUCAUCAUAGAGUUUACUUACUCGCUAGGCUGCUUAGCAUCGCGCUGCCAGAGGAUUUUCGAUCCCCUCAUUGUCAGGGAUACAUUAGAAUGCAUGACAAGGGCAGCCAACCAAUUUUCAAACUGGUUCUCAAGGCCCCGGAUGAGAUGCAUUCCCCGGUGACUAUUUUCAGCCUCCGAGACCUCCUAGCUGGAGUACCGAUGCCUUCUCUGUCACGGCGUGCUGAGCUGAGCCUCACACUGGCAACGUCUCUUGGGAGGUUUCACGAUGUGGGCUGGCUGCACAAAGGCCUUCGCAGCCAGAACAUCCUCCUCUUUGGUUCAAACCUGAAGACAGCGGACCUCAGCCAGCCCUACAUCACGGGCUUUGAGCUCUCACGCCCAAGCGAGAUGUCAGAAUUAACAGACAAGGCGAGAUUUGAACCUGAAGCGGACAUGUAUCGGCAUCCUUUGGUCCAAGGGGGGGAAAACGCCGCCGCAUACGGCAAAUCGUUUGAUCUCUAUGGCUUAGGCAUCCUGUUCUUGGAGAUUGCAUUCUGGUUGCCUAUCGAGAGUAUUCUAAGCAUUGAGAAUGUGGGUGCUCUCACUCCCGAGAAAUUGCGCUCCAUUCGUGCCACGAUCAUCGACGAUGAACCAGAAACCGGCCCAAAUUCACUGGAGGGAGAUAUCGAUCACCCACCUUCAUCCCACCUUGUAGAAUCGAGAUUUCUGCAGAGGGUGGCUGCUCUCUGUGGCGACCCUUACCGCGACAUUGUCCAGCUCCUCCUUCGCGCUACUGAGAUCGAGUCCCCGGUCUAUCGUGGGGAAAAGGCAGCCUCUCGCCACCGGAGGCUGCAAGAUGUUUUCCGCGAGGGGGUGCUUGAACGGCUGCAUAAGGUCAACGAGGGAUUUUAG
Clonostachys solani is the source of this 1962-nucleotide messenger RNA. Lineage: Eukaryota; Fungi; Ascomycota; Sordariomycetes; Hypocreales; Bionectriaceae. The record is from the annotation of a GenBank genome assembly.